AUGGCGGACCACGCCGGCCAAAAAAUGACUGGGUCGGCGUCGCCCGUUGUGGUAUCAAGCGCGUCAUCAACAUCAAAUGGCCCUUUGCCUUCGCCGGGAGCAAGCAGGCGAAACUCGCCUUCAGAUCAGAAUGCCACACAGCCUGAUCCUCCCAUGUCGACUCAACUGGCACAUCCGCCUCCGGCACCGACUCCAAAUGCGCCAACUGCGCCAACUGCACCGGCGGCACCGGCGACACCCCUUAUACCAGCGACCCCGGCUUCCUCUGGAGCAGCAGCUGCCCCGGGCCAACACAGUAACGCUGCGGCACAGAUGUAUCCAAGUGUGCAGACUGUACAAUCUCAGAUGCCAUCGUUGACAUUGGCUCAAACUCAUCUCGCGCCGAUCAACGGCUUCGCGCUCCCUUCUAUGCAACCUCAGCAGGUCCAAAGGCAAGGGGCUGUCUUCCCAUCUCCGAGAGUCAAUGAGACGCAACUGUGUAAUUCGUCACAAUACGUUGCGCUGGCGCAUCUGAUUCAGAGAACUGAACCCCAAGUGUUGCGGCAAGUGAUUAGAGAUUAUCACGAAGCUUGUCUACUUGGUUCAGAGUAUCACUUGGCCUUUAUAUUUAACACGGCGAUUCACAAGGCUCAGAGGUCAACACUGACUCAAAUGAUCGCGGAAUUUGGCCCGAGGCUUGUUCAAGCGUCAAAGCGCCAGCUCCUCUCACACUUCACAGCUGAUGACUUGGAUGAACUAGCAGAUGAGAUUAUGAGCAAGGCCAGCCCUAACUUUUUGGACCGGGCCCUGGCCCGGCGGUUGGAGACCAUUCGUGCCCGUUCGCUGGUAAAUGCUCUCGCCAAGGCAGAGCGUCUUGGAUAUGAUGUCAAGGAUGUUGUCGAGGAGAGGAAGGAUGGAACUGAACAUGUUAUCCCGUACUUAAAGACGAUGGACCGUGUUGGCAAAGAAAUUUGCACUCACUGCGGAUGCAAUUUCAAUUCUUGGGGUGCUUUGUCGCAUCAUAUGAAGACGCAAGUGUGUGGUAAAUACACCGAGAAGGACGCCUCUGUCCUUAUUCCGGCGCUACGAAAGUUCUAUGCAGAGCAUGUUUCUGCCGGAGCCUCUGGAGCAACCCGGGAGCCACAAUCAACGCCUUCGUCAACCCAAGAUCAGAGUCGGAUCCGGCCUGCGCAGCUAUCUUCCCCGGCCGCUCGUUUCAAAGCUGUAAACUCAAGCACGGCGGCCACGAUGACGCCUCGAACUGCGUCUGCAGCAGGGAAAAAUUCUGACCCAUAUGCACACCUCUCGCCCGAGGACAGAAAGCGGCUUGAAGCGGAAUUGGCACAUACUGAAUCACACUAUGGUGCACUCUUGCGAAGGGCCAUGCUACUUCCACAACCAGAGCAAGAUGAAGAGACAACCAAAAUCAAAAACUGCUUUAAUACAAAGCAAUCAACAACUCGCAGGAAGUAUGGGGUCAAACUUCGGGAAAGACGCACCAAAGCCGAAAUUGAGGCAGAGCGCGAGAGGCUGAUCACAGCACCACCGGAAGAAAAUCUUGCACAGCGACAAGAAGCAUCGGCCAGUCAGAAUGGGUCCGUACCAGCGGGAAAGAAGUCUCGUAUCAACGAAAGAGGCGAUUCUGCACCUACCUCGCAGCCUGCUAUCUCAAGCCCUGCUGAUGAUUCACCACGGAAGCGAGUUCGACUGGCAGAUAUGGGUGGCUUAGGUGCAUCAGCAGCCACGGCAGAGCACAUAGAUCCUACCACUACGACAGCACAAGACCAUUCAACACCACAGCCCCAAUCAGCGAAGGAGUCAACUAGUAAUGUUGCCAAAGCUACCCCAGACGCCCCGGUGGCGGCGACAGGAGCAUGCAACGACCCGAUGCAGCUCGACGACAGUACUGAUACCGAAGACACAGACUCUGACUCUGAGGAAGAAGACGGCGACAUCCCUGCUGUUUUGACAGAAUAG
Metarhizium acridum CQMa 102 is the source of this 1956-nucleotide messenger RNA. The record is from RefSeq and is a predicted model, not a curated record. Lineage: Eukaryota; Fungi; Ascomycota; Sordariomycetes; Hypocreales; Clavicipitaceae.